Molecule: messenger RNA, 8802 nt
Organism: Notolabrus celidotus (New Zealand spotty)
Lineage: Eukaryota; Metazoa; Chordata; Actinopteri; Labriformes; Labridae
Product: ceramide synthase-like
Exons: 5
Coding region: 208-1038 (276 amino acids)
Biological process (GO): lipid homeostasis
Cellular component (GO): membrane; endoplasmic reticulum
Source: RefSeq, a predicted model, not a curated record
CCGUGCGUGUCCCUGUUUCAGCUCGUCACUGUGGUGCUGCUGCUGAGCCUUAGCAGUGUGUACGUGUGGAUGGUGGACGGUUCCCGGUGAAAAACACACCGACCCCGGCUUCACUAAAAUGCCUCUUCGUCGCAUAUAAUCGGGAGAAUCCCAACGGAGGGGAGAGAGUCAGGUCUCCGGGCAGGGUUAGAGGAACAUACAGGCAGGAUGUUGCAAGUUCUAGCUUGUGGCGCCGUAGUUUUCCCCGGUCUGUUCUUCGCCUUCAGGAGGAUCCUGCCGUGUGUGUUCAAACACUGGAGCGAUGCCGACGUGGUGCUGGUCAGCGAGAGACUGGUGUCCUCCAUCCACGCCAUCAUGGCGACCACGGCAGGAGUCAUCGUUGUGUCAUCAUGCCGAGGAAGCGUCAUUAACGACAGGCACUGGCUGGCCACCCACUUUGUCAUCUGGUACGGCGUGCCCUACAUGACGUAUGACAUCUUCGCCAUGUACCUCAGUCACUUCCACCGCUUCCGGGUCAAAGGGCACGAGGACUACAAGCAGCAUUCACUGAGGACCGUCAACUCCUUUGUCCGCAGAGAGUUCCUGCUGGUGUUGCAUCACAUCGCCCUGCUCUCCAUCCUGCUGCCCAUCACACUGUUCUUCAGGAGGGAACAGGGGGAUUUCUUCAUCGGCUGCCUGUUUCUAACAGAGCUCAGCACGCCCUUUGUGUCACUGGGGAAAAUACUUAUUCAGCUCAGCCUCCAGGACUGCUGGCUGCACAAGGCCAACGGCGGCAUGGUGCUGCUCACCUUCUUCAUGUGCCGCAUCGCCCUCUUCCCCUACAUGUACUGGGUUUACGGCCAACACUACGGAGUCCCGCUCUACAGCGUUCCCUUCCACCUGCCGCUGGCCACCAACCUGGGCAACUCGUGCAUCCUGGCGCCGCAGGUCUACUGGUUCGUCCUGCUCUGCCGAAAGGGCUAUCGUCUUUACAAGCGUAGCCGCAGUCAGGACUCGUCUCCUGUGGCCACCGUCACUGACAAUUCAAAGGAUGAUUGAUAUCCAGUUCACAACUGCUCGCUCAAGCCGCACACUCAGCUACUAAUGCAACUACUUCUGCAAAAGGCACUACUUUGACUUAACACAUUUGAAACCCAACCACUGUACUGUAGUACACCAGGACUGCCUGCGAUGUCCCACAACUCCUGGGCAUUUUCCACACUCUGAACCCCCUCUGUUACGACUCUGCUGCUGAAGUGGACCUCUCCCUGGAUACAGUUCUACUACUGAAGUUUGAAGAUGUUUUUUCUUUCCUGAAUUUGGCUUUUCCCUGGAUCUUUUUGAAGUGCUACUGCGUCCGACUACAUAUACCAAGACUCUGAAGAAAAGUCCUUUUUGCUUCGCUGAGAGCAAACUGUGGAGUAACAGCUGCAGAGACUGAAGAAGAACCUCCAUGGAGAGACUUUAUCUUAUCUCUUACUCCUACUGUGUUUACAGCCUCUGCUGAUUCUGAAAGGUCUGUUACGGCAGAGUGAGUGUGUGAGUGGCUCAUACGACAGGUUGUAUUUAUUAUUUUUAUGGAUUUGCUGUGAUCUGUCGGAUAGCUGCGUUCCCUCCCCCAUCCAUUCACUAAUCACACACACCAGGAUGAGACGGGGCGGUGGGUGGGAAAGACGCUGAAGAUGACAUGUCUCCUCAUCAACAUUAAAAAAAGCUAAGAAACAGCUACAUGUGCUUACACCCUGUUAAUGUGAUGGAUCCUGACUCUUUACCUCGGUUCUUUUUUGGUUGUAGCUUUCACAACAGUUUGCAAAUCUGCAGCAGCGGUCCCUCGAUCCCCUUGGUAACUUCUUACACUUUCAGCGCCCUGGUUCGUUUGUUUCCAGCGGCUCUGAGCGCUUGCAGGAAUUAUUGCUGCACAUACACUCCCGUUAAAACAAAGUCACUCGCUUUGAACACAUUCAGUUUGGCAGAAUCCUUGAAUGUUGACGGCACCAACAGGACAUUUACACUUCUUCUUCUUCUUUGAAAUCAAAACCAUGCUGAGUUUUGCAAAGUAAAAUCAAGACUUCUUAUUAAAAAUCCAAACUUGACUUCUUUCAGAGUCUAGCUAAGGAUAGUUUAAAGCCAUGGUAGGAUAACAUAUCUGAUGUUUAGAGCGAGGAUCGGCAGAAUCCAGCUUUUGAGUUUCAGCAACACUCGUUUGAUUUGCACAUGUGAGUGUUUUUAUCUACUUUCACAAAGCGGAGAGGUUCCUCUCUGCUUGAAGUUUCAUCUUUUAAUUCCUCAAUCUCUGCUUUAGAAGACACUGGAAGCUAACGUAGGGCAGCUUGGGACGCCGCAGCCUUUGAGAGUCCACGACGGUCACACGUGGAGCGUUUGUGGAUGUUUGUUUCACCUGUGAACGCUCAGCGGGGACACGUAGGGUCAAUGCCUGAUACGAGACAAACUCAGGGCUAAGGUCAGAGCAAUAAAGUGAGCAGCAGCUCGCCGGGUCAAACUCAUACAGAGGAGUGAAAUUUCUGAGCCUCCAAAUAUCAACGUUAUCAUCAGGAGCCAUUACUCCUGAGAGGAAUCAAUAUCAAGUCAUCGCGGCUUAGUUCCCGGAGGCUCUAGAGAUUUCUAUGCAGUAGUUCAUCAGCUGUUGCAUUACACACGUCACACAGAGCUGUAUAUACUUCAUGUUUUUACAUCGUGUUUUAGUUCCAUCAGUUUUAAACGUAUAUCUGAACAUGGUAGUUAGACCCGAGAGGACCAUUUUUAUCUUUCUGUUGGAUUCACAGUUGCAUCGAGACAUUUAUCUUCAAAUCCUCCAUGAGAGUGGCUUCACUCGUGACGUAGAGAGUUGAACUUCUUCAUAUCAGAGAGUAAAUAGAUCUUGAUAUUGCCACAGGGUUAGUUUCGUACACACUCUAAACCCUGAGGUGUAUUUAUCUUCCCCGUCCUUUAAGCUUUAUAGUCCUCUUAUUAUUCAUAAAUGGCCUUUUUAUGCCCUGCAAAUUUAAUCUAUGCAAAAAAAAAACCCAAGAGGUUGUGGUGCAUGUAUACGACAUUAAUGUCACGUUAUAUCACAUUAGUACGUCAUGUUGUGUUCAAAUACUUUGGGACCAUUCAUUUAUUUCACUGUUCUCCACUAAUGCAUGGUCUUAUGUUGAGAUGGAAGCUUGAAUUGUUUGCUUUCCUUCAGAUUUACCUCACCAAAAUGUCGUUCAAGACGAGAAGGGUCUCAAAGUAAUUAACGAAACCCUCGUUCUCCUGAAAGGCGGCGUUCAUUUCAACCUUAAGCAUGCUGAAAACCGAUGAGUGUGCACUGCUGCAUUGUGGGAUCUGUAGGUCUUCUUACAGGCUGUUUGCUGACUGGCAGUGUGAGGAUGAGGCAGUAAGGAGAGCCGAGCAGCUGAAUGAUGGGUUUGUUUGUCUGCUCUGGCUGAAGUCCAGCAGAGCGCGGUCCUCUUUCAGUCCGGUGCUGACCAGGCCGCUCUUACUGGAAACAUCCCAGGCUCUUUGUUUUCCCUCAUCGGCCCAUCUAUCCCUCUGUUCUCUCUUUCCACCGUGCUGUUGCUGCAACAUGUCUCCUUCUAUCUUAUCGGGUUCUCACCUCAAAGACGAAACAGCCGCUGAGAUUCUAUCUCUGAAAUAGCAUCACGUUAUUUAUUCAUUUGAUGAUAUGUCCUACAAUUCAUCUAAAGCUUGUCCUAACCCUUUUCAACUGUCUCUUAAGGCAGCCAUUUUUAUUCUAAAGAUAAAUACCGUUAUUCCCUUAAACCAGCCUUUUUUAUGGCCGAUGUUCCCUCUCUUCUCCCCUCUUUCAGCCCCCUCCCUCCCUUCCUCCCUCCCUCCCUCCAUCCUCUCUGCUCGUGUCUCUCGCUUUAACUCAUCUCAGCGUCUUGGCUGACGUAGUCUGCAGUGAUGCAAAGAUGCUGUGAGUGCCUGCAGAGCAGAGUGAGCCCUCCCUCCCUCCCUCCUCUCUGCUGCCAUCUGUUGUCAGGAUUAUCUACUCGUCCACUCAGCAGUUCACAGGCAGUGCUGGGAGGGCAUUUCCCCAUCCAACCUGCAUGCUCUUCUCUGCCCUCGUGUACGAAUAGUUCAAGUUUUCAAACCUCUCAGCUCAAUGAAAUCUGGACGUGUGUUGGAUGCUUCUGGUUGGAUUAUAUCAGAUGCUUUCAGAGAGACUUUUAGAUGAAUGGUUAAACCUUAAACUUGUUCAUCAGACCACCACUUCUCCUUUAUUAAUGUGAAUACGCCUUUAACGCAGCAUCUAAACCAUCAUAGAGUCACUUAUUGAAAUGCAGUAGCAUCAUUUGCAUGUUUCUAAGAGUCCUGAUUUAUGGAAAUGCCCCGUCAUUCUGUUUGCACGAGUCAUUUUCACCAUCCUCAGAGAGUUAUUUUAAGUUUUCCUUUCCUUGGAUUCAGAGGGGUCCGUUGUGACAGUGACUGAAACUGUCAAACUUGACAGCUAUGCAAAUGCCCGUCUCAUUUGACGGAUAGUCGUGGAAACUUUUGAUGGAUUUCUGGAGGAAGUUUGAGGUUGAUUGCGCAGUAUUGUCUACGAUGGACCAGUACGCUGAUGAAGCGGUUUCUAAGGUUGGCUCUGAAAUAAUGGCUUACAUGUAGAAACUUAACAUUCCUCGAUGUCCUUGGUUUUAUCACAAACGGCCCCCUUCUGGUGAGGCGGUUUUAAUGUGCCCCUAAGAAAGGUCUUUGAUUGUUCCAAUGUGUCCAGACUCCACUGAAGAGGCCAUGCAGUUUCACACCAGACCCCCUAUGAGAUCCCUGAGAGUUAACACACCUUAAAGGGCUUUUGAUGCUUUGCCUUUGCAGGGCUAGAAUAACUCAAGCCAGUCCACAUAUUAAAAAUAACACCAAAUACUCCAACAAGAAAACAAAGCAUGGUCAGACCUUCGUAGUGUUUCAGGAUCAUCAGUUCAUAAAAACCCAGACUGCACUUUGGUUCCAUUUGUGGCUGUUUGGGUCCGGUUUUCAGACUACUCUUGGACCUCUUCCAAAGGCUUUUAGAGAUGCUUGCUCCACCAGUCACUGAACAUUAAGUCUGAAGCUUCCUCUGCGGCGGGGAGAGCACACUCUGGAAAAUAGAAGCUGAAACAUCUUUCUGAGCAUCAUCAGAAGGUCUACGAUUGUUCCCGGUUCUUACAGUGCAGGUUUUAGAAAAGGGGGGGAGGUCUUCUAACUGGAAAACAAAAUGUCAAUAUAUCCUUCUGUCUGAAAAACGAAACCCUGUCAGACUAUCUGGUCUGACCUGGAGUUAGCCCAGAGCUUUCUACCCUGACUCGACCUCACCACAGGUUGGAGCUCCAACAUUUCAUAACCACAGGAAGACAAGCCACAGUGUUUUCAAGGAGCCAUGUGCCGUCACGUUGCACACCAACCAUCUGAUCCUAAACCUGAGUGUCUCAGUAACAGUCAUGAGGGGUGUAAGGCAUGCAGAGCGCACAUUUCUCAACAUGUAUUCUUCUUCUCGAUAGAUUCUUAACGUAGAAAGUCUUACGUCCUCUUUGCUCAGGGUUUGAUGAAGUUUGAUGAAGUUUGAUGAAGUUUGUUGUUCGAUGAUGAAACUGUGACUCUGGUUCUACAGAUGGAAACAUCUAGUUUGGUAUGAUGCUGGUUCUUUCCGUUAGUUCAGCAUUUUAUUCUUGAUACUUCCACAUCUAAGGGUUGGGAAACCAAAGACUGUGGGGCACUCUGGUGAGUCCAUGAAGAGCAAUCCGUUAGAGUUUAAAUAUCUCCUGACAGGCUUCAGACGCUGUAAUCCACUCAUCGUUAAAAACAGAACGUGUGGUUUGUACGGAAGAGGAACAGGGCCACUGGAAAUAAAUAAGAUCCAAUAUAUAUUUUUUAUUAUUAUUAUUCUGAGAAAAAAGUCAGAAUUCUGAGGAAAAAAAGUCGGAAUUCUGAGAUUAAAGACAAAAUUCUGAGAUUAAAGUCUGAAUUCUGAGAAAAAGUCGGAAUUCUUAAAUGAGAUUAAAGUCAGGAUUCUGAGAUUAAUCUCAGAAUUCCAACUUCAUUCUCAGAAUUCUGACUUUAAUCUCAGAGUUCUGACUUUGAAGACACAAUUCUGAGAACAAAGUCAGAAAUCUGAGAUUAGAUUAAAGUCAGAAUUCUGAAAUUAGAUUAAUGUCAGAAUUCUGAGAUUAGAUUAAAGUCAGAAUUCUGAGAUUAGAUUAAUGUCAGAAUUCUGAGAUUAGAUUAAAGUCAGAAUUCUGAGAUUAGAUUGAAGUCAGAAUUCUGAGAUUAGAUUAAAGUCCGAAUUCUAAGAUUAGAUUAAAGUCAGAAUUCUAAAAUUAGAUUAAUGUCAGAAUUCUGAGAUUAGAUUAAAGUCAGAAUUCUGAGAUUAGAUUAAAGUCAGGAUUCUGAGAUUAAAGUCUGAAUUCUGAGAUUAAAGUCAGAAUUCUCAGAAUAAUUAAGAUAAAAAAAUAUAUAUCGGACCUUAAUAUUUUGUUUUCUUCAGUGGAUUAAAGUCAGAAUUCUGCCUUUUUUCUCAGAACAAUAAUAAAAUAUAUAUAUAAUUUUUUUUCUUUCAGUGUCCCUAAUCCUCUUCCGUAGGUUUGUGUCCUUGAGACGGCAGAUUUGUGUGGGAUUGAAGAAAUCCAGAUUUAACUGCAGUUCAUUUUAAUUUCCGCUAACACGCACACUCAAUACAGAGUCCACCUGAGUCCACUGUACGGGGCAGGGGAACUUUACUCUGGACCUCCGGCACAUAUUAGGAGACUAACCCGCAUAACGACUGAACUGAAAAAUGUUAAACUUUAAACAAGUUGAUAAAGAUGUGUUUUUGUUCGUAUGGAGAGAAUGAAACUGUGACUCUUGUUAAAUAGGAACAUGGACAUCAACAUUAGCUCACGGACAGCGUAAGCAAAGCAAUCGUCUGCCUCUCGCUAGCACUCAUUUAGGUACAAACUGACUCCAUGCUAACACUUUAGCAUCGCUUGAAGGUCGUGCUAACACUCUCCCUUACAUUGCUGAGUCAUACCAAGCUCCAAGCUAGCACCUGAUGGACUGUUUGUUGAUUGGUGGUGGACUGAAGAGUUAGCAAGAGCCAACAGUAUUUGAGUUUACUCACAUUAGCUUAGGCUAUCCAAAUGCUUAAUGCUAACACUUCAUUACAACCGACCGGCAAGUUCUGGUACGACAACAUUGAGCCGAUGUGGAAGUGUUUACAGCCGGAUGCAAAACAUGGAAGCAGUUUAGGGGGAAAGCCAAAGCCGCACCUGAACUCUGCCCCUUUGAUUCCUGCUUGGUCACCCGAAAGUGAGUCUUUUUAAAACCAAUGGGGGACGUCACGAAGACCACGUCCAUGUUCUGUGAUUCAAACGCUUGAUUUGACAUUUCAGCUCGGUAUUACAGCAGCAGUGAAGUUGUUUUUGAUUGCUUUACACACUUGAGCCCAAAAAACUAUAUGUGAAGUGUCUUCAUGCUGAGCCAGCACUGCCUCUGAGUGAGACUUCAUGCUAAUCACCUGAGUGCUAGUGAGGACUAUGCUAACACUUGGUAUGUUGCACGCUGUAAUUAAAUCUAAGCUAACACCUCGACAGAAACAACAGUGGCUAAUGUUGGUGUCCACGUUCCCAUCAUUUGAAGGUGGAGUUGGGGAAGGCGUUUAUUUAUUUGCAAAGUAUUUUACAUCCAAAGUAAUCAGAAAUAAAGCUAGCUGAUAUGCUAACGUGAGAAGCUAACGCACAUUUUGGUCAUACAUGUCUGCAGAGAUGUGAAUGGGGAUGAUAACUAGUGUGUGGGAACUUUUCUGCACCCCAUAUCACUUUGUGUAUGAUUUUGCUGCUUCACAUGAAACAUUCAGGGUCGGUCCAGCUGUCCCGCUCAGCGUGGGACGGAGUUCAAGGUUCAAGGUUGGACGUGAUUUGAACAGAUACGAUGUUUAGUUUCCUCUGAUACGAUGUAAAUAUAAAGUUAGGCUGAUGUUGAUUUUGGAUUUGAAGCGCUGCAUGAAACUGAGUGAUGCUGGGGCUGAUUUUGAUCUGUGGACAGCGAACCAAAUCUGGUCUCCAGUGCCUUGUGAAGAAUCUAUUUGUGAUACCCUGAAAACUCAGCGUGUGAACGAGCUCAGAAGGCAGGCAGUGUUUACAGGUUGUGGCUGUAUUUACCAUGUUCUCAUCAUUUCCUCCAGUCCUUACAGAAGAUCUACUCUUUCAGUCAUCAAUCUUCAAUAAGUACUUUAUCUUCAGCUCAGUUUUCCUUCAGCUGGUUGAAGCUCUUUAAAAUAAGUUGCUACCUAUUAACAGUUCUAAUGAGAGUUCUCUGUUUCAGUAAAAGAUUAAGGCCUUUCUAUGAUGACUUUGUAGUGUUUUAUAUUUUGUAGUAUUUAAUCUUUAUUUCCGAAUCAUCAACAUCUGAUAGUUUUUCAUGAUGUAUAAUUUGAGGUGAAACCCUGUGAAGUAUAGAUUUCUGUCUUGAAUUUGUUUGCUGUGUUUCUUUUAUUUGUCUGUUUGCUUAUUAAAUGUGUAUAUUUUGGAGAUUUGGAUUUUAAUCUCGACCUGCUGUCCAUAUCACUCACUGUCAUGCCAUGGGUGUGUAACUGAUUUAAAUGCAGCACCUUUCACAACCUUUAACACUUCCUGCCCCACAUUAUUUUUGAUAGCGUUCUAAUUUUUCAUACAUAAAUAUCAGAUUUGAUGCAUCUGUCCUUUUUUGUAGCGUGACCUUUUUGAGGAGCUUUCCUAUCUGAGAAGAGACUGGACUGUUUUACGAAAUAGCUUAAAGAAAAUUGAUUUGAGAGGAGUUAUGUACUGUAGCUGCAACUUGUGAAUUCAGAGCACCCCUUUAAAAUUCAAUAAAUUUGAUUUGAUAGAC